UAUACACGUUUUGUGCGUCAAGCGGUAUGGUAACUGGAGCUAACGCGUAGCCACCCUGAAGUUAUUUUUUUAUGGCCAAAACAACAGUAGUUCACAUUGUAACAUUUACAAUAUGAGUUUACAUUUAAUAUUCGUGUUUCCGGCUUAAACAUCAUUAUGCCUUUAGUUCUGUUUCGUGCGAAUUAGUUAGGAAACUUGUCCGUAAUGCAAGACAAAGUUGUCGACUACUAAUAUCUGACAGAUAUUGUGUUUCCGCUUUUAUGUCUAUUUAAACUAGCGUUCAUUACUGGAUUAAAAUCCGAUUAUCCUAUUUUUUUACAGCCAUGGCCGAAAAACACAACUGUUCCUGUUGCUCCCACCCUACCUCAUCUCCCAGUGUUCAUCAGACACUGAGUGAAAUGGAUUUUGAACGAGGUAUCUGGUCUGCUGCAAUGGAUGGGGACUUGAAGAGAGUAAAGUCCCUUGUUCAAAAGGGGACAGACCCAAACCUGAGAGAUUCUGCUGGGUACACAGCUCUGCACUAUGGAAGCCGUAGUGCUCAUCUUGCUGUAUGCAAGUUUCUUCUUGAGAAUGGUGCAUGUGCAUCACCUCAGACACCAGGCGGGGCCACGCCACUCCAUCGAGCAGCUUACUGUGGUCAUAUUGAUGUAGUUAGACUUCUUCUGCAACACAGAGCAGAUCCAAUGAUCUGCGACGAUGAUGGGGCUUCCCCUUUACAUAAGGCUGCAGAACGUGGUCAUCAUGAGGUGUGUCGCCUGCUAUUUGAGCACUGUCCAGCACUCUGUCAUCAGGAGAACAAGAGGCUUCAGCUACCCUACCAGCUGGCACAGCAGGGAGACCUACAGGAACUCUUAAAACCAUCCUGCUUAGGAUAGAUACAGAGCAGCAGGGGCAUGCUUUGAUUUCUGAUUUUACAAAGGGAAAAUUACACCUCACAUACUCUGGAAACUGUAAAACCUGACAAAUGACAGAACUGUGCCAUAUAUUUUACUGCAGGGUUUCUUCCCUGUAACUGAAGAACUGUGGCUGUAUCAUAUUCAUCCAUAACCCUCCUCUUCUUCAGCUGUCUGUUGCACUCUUCAUCUCCUCUGGCUCACUUACUUUUCUCCAGUCUAACUUCUAAAAAGGCA
Melanotaenia boesemani (Boeseman's rainbowfish) is the source of this 1130-nucleotide messenger RNA. RefSeq names its product ankyrin repeat domain 39 (gene ankrd39). Bases 324 to 875 code for a protein of 183 amino acids. The record is from RefSeq and is a predicted model, not a curated record. Gene Ontology annotation, molecular function: protein binding. Lineage: Eukaryota; Metazoa; Chordata; Actinopteri; Atheriniformes; Melanotaeniidae. The transcript is spliced from 4 exons.